Oryza sativa Japonica Group (Japanese rice) is the source of this 2481-nucleotide messenger RNA. Its product is annotated as protein LYK5. The record is from RefSeq and is a predicted model, not a curated record. Gene Ontology annotation, biological process: protein phosphorylation. Lineage: Eukaryota; Viridiplantae; Streptophyta; Magnoliopsida; Poales; Poaceae. Gene Ontology annotation, molecular function: ATP binding; protein kinase activity.
AAAAUGUGCCACUAGUUUGACUCGUCACCGUUGACCCAACUUGUCUCCAGCUAAACCAGCGGAGGACAGCAGCCAACAACCACUUAAUUACAAGGCCUCGCCGGAGACGGAGACGGAGACCAAUCCGCCCCCGACCUCGCCGAUGGCGGAAACUCCACGCCGAAUCCGCCGCGGCGGCGCCGGGCUCUCGCUCGUCGUCGUCGCCCUCCUCCUCGCCGUCGCGGCGAGGGCGCAGCAGGAGUACGAGGCGAACCAGCAGAACGCCUGCUACGCCACCAACGCGAGCUCCACCCUCGGCUACACCUGCAACGCCACCUCCGCCUCCGCCGCCGCCGCGGCGCCCUGCGACGCGUACCUGGUGUUCCGCUCCUCCCCGCCCCUCUACGCCUCCGCUGUCUCCAUCUCCUACCUCCUCAACGUCGCCGCCGCCGCCGUCGCCGACUCCAACGCCGUCGACCCGGUCGCCCCCGUCGCCGCCGACCGCCUCGUGCUCGCGCCCGUGCCGUGCGGCUGCUCCCCGGGCGGCUACUACCAGCACAACGCCUCCCACACCAUCCGCGACACCGGCGUCGAGACCUACUUCAUCAUCGCCAACCUCACCUACCAGGGCCUCUCGACGUGCCAGGCUCUCAUCGCGCAGAAUCCCCUCCACGACAGCCGCGGCCUCGUCGCCGGCGACAACCUCACCGUCCCGCUCCGCUGCGCCUGCCCCUCGCCGCCGCAGGCCGCCGCGGGCGUCAAGCACAUGGUCACCUACCUCGUCACCUGGGGCGACACCGUCUCCGCCAUCGCCGCGCGGUUCCGCGUCGACGCGCAGGAGGUGCUCGACGCCAACACGCUCACCGAGAGCUCCAUCAUAUACCCCUUCACCACGCUGCUGGUCCCGCUCAAGAACGCGCCCACGCCGGACAUGCUCGCGCCGCCGGCCCAGGCGCCGCCGCCCCCCGCGCCCGCGCCGCCGCGGGCGCAGCCGCCGCCUGGUGGGUCGGGCAGCGGGAAGGGAGUCGCCGUUGGGGUAGGCGUCGGUUGCGGCGUUCUUGCGUUGGCGGGUGUCUUUGGCUUGCUGUUCUUCUGUCUCCGGCGGCGACGCGGCGUUGGGGAAGAAAGUGUUCGUCCGGGGAAGGUGGUCGGCGACGUGUCCUCUUCGGCGGAGUACGGCGCCCUGGCAUCGGGGAAGCAGACGACGACGGCAACCUCGAUGUCGUCGCUGUCCGCGGCGAGGUCGCUGAUGGCGAGCGAAGUGCGCGAGGCGUUGGAGUCGCUAACGGUGUACAAGUACUCGGAGCUGGAGAAGGCCACGGCGGGGUUCUCGGAGGAGCGGAGGGUGCCCGGCACCGCCGUGUACCGCGGCGUGUUCAACGGCGAUGCGGCGGCGGUGAAGCGUGUUUCCGGCGACGUGAGCGGCGAGGUCGGCAUCCUGAAGCGCGUGAACCACUGCAGCCUGAUCCGCCUCUCCGGCCUCUGCGUCCACCGCGGCGACACCUACCUCGUCUUCGAGUACGCCGAGAACGGCGCGCUCAGCGACUGGCUCCACGGCGGCGACGCCGCCACCGGCGUCCUGGGGUGGAGGCAGCGCGUGCAGGUGGCGUUCGACGUCGCCGACGGGCUCAACUACCUCCACCACUACACCAACCCGCCAUGUGUGCACAAGAACAUCAAGAGCAGCAACAUCCUCCUCGACGCCGACCUCCACGGCAAGAUGUCCAGCUUCGGGCUAGCCCGCGCGCUCCCCGCGGGCGACGGCGCCGCCGCCGCCGCCGCGCAGCUGACGCGCCACGUCGUGGGCACCCAGGGCUACCUCUCCCCGGAGUACCUCGAGCACGGCCUCAUCACGCCCAAGCUCGACGUGUUCGCCUUCGGCGUCGUCCUCCUCGAGCUCCUCUCCGGCAAGGAGGCGGCGUCCUCCGGCGACGGCGAGAACGGCGAGGCGCUGCUGCUGUGGGAGUCCGCGGCGGAGGCGCUCGUCGACGGCGGCGGCGAGGACGCGGGGAGCAACGUGCGCGCGUUCAUGGACCCGCGGCUUGGCGGCGACUACCCGCUCGACCUGGCCAUGGCCGUGGCGUCGCUGGCGGCGCGGUGCGUGGCGAGGCAGCCCGCCGCGCGGCCGGCCAUGGACGAGGUGUUCGUCUCGCUCGCGGCGGUGUACGGCUCCACGGUGGACUGGAACCCCUCGGAUCACGGCAACUCCGGGUCGUCGCUGAUUGGGAGGUAGCAAAACGAACCAAAUCGGUGGCAAAUUCGAUUCAAAUCGAUGCGAAAAGAUCGGAAUUUUUCAAAUUGAGUUUUGAAUUUGUAGCUGAAAAUAGUAUUUGUGUUGCAAUUGAUGGUGCGAAUAAAAACUGUCCUCGAGCAGCAGCGACAACUUGACAUGCUUGACUGAGAAGGAGUACGAUCGAAUUGUAUAAGUUUUGAGUCAUUAUAGGUGGUUUUGACUGAUUCUGUAUAAGUUUUCGCAAAUUUGGGGACAAAUAUGAUUGCCUA